Messenger RNA from Polistes canadensis, 1984 nucleotides. Its product is annotated as G-protein coupled receptor Mth2-like. Gene Ontology annotation, biological process: cell surface receptor signaling pathway. The record is from RefSeq and is a predicted model, not a curated record. Gene Ontology annotation, cellular component: membrane. Lineage: Eukaryota; Metazoa; Arthropoda; Insecta; Hymenoptera; Vespidae. The transcript is spliced from 8 exons. Gene Ontology annotation, molecular function: G protein-coupled receptor activity.
UAAUAUUUAAGAAAUGAAGGGAAACUUAGAAAAAGUAUAUUAUCAUCGUACACCAUUAUCAUAUUUGAGAAUAAAUUUCAUUCUCUUUAUAUAUUUUUGUUUAUACGUUAAAUUAACAACCGGUAAUUAUUAUCAAAUGAGAAAAUGUUGUUUGUCGGAAGAUUUAUUCACAAACAGAUCUACAAUCGAUUGUAUCACGGAAUACAAUGACAACGUUGAAUUGUAUAGUUAUUCGGAUAUUAAAAAUUUGCAAAGUUACGUUAUACCUAAUUGCGAUAAUAUGAACAAUACUAUGAAAAUUUAUUUGGAUGGGAUCAAAUCGGACGAUUUGAAUAAGACUCGUCCAUGUUUGGAUAUUAUUCAACGUGAUAAUAUUUUACCAAAGGAAUUACCAAUAUUAGUUUAUUGUCAUUUAAAUGAAAACAAUACGUAUAAGAUAACAAACGAAUUGUCAACGAUAAUUACGACAAUAAGAAGAUGUUGUCCGAAAGAUAUGAUUUAUGAUCCAAAUGAUAAAUCGUGCGUGCCGUUGAACUAUUCAAUAUCCGAAUUUCAAUUAUCAUUGAUAAAUAAUGAUAAUAAUAAUAAGGAUGAUAAUAUGAUUAAUUAUUUUGAGGAUCCAUUUAUGUCUUUAUUACCAAUCGUUAAACCAAAGGAUUUUGUUUUGGCUGUUACGAGAGGACCACCAUAUUGCCAACACGCCAUAUUUGAUUUUCACAUAACCUCAAACGAUCUCGUAUACGACGAUGGAUUUUUCAAAGUAACACCGAUGUCACUCAAUCAAAAUGAAUUUACAAAGGAUCAAAUCGAAUUAACGAAAAAUAAUUCCUGUUACGAGUUAACACCGGAAUCAACUAUUUCUAACGGGAAACUAAUUUUACGUGGCUGUUACAACGAACGAAUAUGUUCGGAUAAAUUGUGCAUUAGAAAGUGUUGUCCUGAGGAUCAAUUUAUAUUAGCGGGUAAAUCAGGUUGCAAUAAAUUAAGCAACGAUUCGUAUAUUAAACCUGUUACAUUACACGAAGAAAUAUUAAAAAUACCUGGGCAAAGGAAUAUAUUCAAGAAUGAUUACGGGAUACUCAUUGGGUCACCAUGCGGAGAGGCAGGAAUGUUUUACUUGGGCCCGAAUGAUAAUUUUAGUGUUACUUCUAAUGGAUACAUCGAUUUAAUACAAGCCAGGAUUUAUAAUCACAAUGAGUAUUGUAUGGAAUCGUUUUAUCAUGGUAUCAAUGGUACCUUUCAACCAUUCAUUUGUUUCGAAGAUCGUGAACAUGACUGCCAAUUACGAUGCGAUAUCUAUACGAUAUUACAAUUAAUAAGUUGCGGAUUUUUAUUGAUAACGUUGGUGGUUUACGCUUGUCUACCGGUUCUUCAAAAUCUUCAUGGGAAAACUCUGAUGUGCCAUGUAGCCAGUCUCUUUUCUGCUUAUUUUUGUCUGACUAUAAUUAAUUGGAUAACCCCAAAGAGGAACAUUGCAGCAUCUGUAUCUGCAAUAUCGUGCAAAGUUUUAGGUUACGCUAUGCUAUUUUCCUUUCUCUCAGCUUUUUCUUGGCUCAACGUCAUGUGCUUCGACAUAUGGUGGACUUUCGGGGGUUCACGUGGUAGCACAUCUACGAGAAGAAGAAGAUCUUGGAAAAGAUUUUUAUUGUAUUGUUUGUAUGCCUGGGGUUUUGCAUGUUUCAUUACCGUCAUAGUCAUUGUCGGAGAUCAUGUCAAAUUUUUGCCGAAUUAUUUGACGCCUUCCAUUGGUCUGGGGAACUGUUGGUUUACACAUGGAAGGAAUCUUCAUGGUGAAAUUGUGUUCUUCAUAGGACCCAUUACACUUCAAUUAAUAAUCAACAUAAUAUUCUUCGUUGCCACAUCAAUCAAUUGCAACAAAGUCAAAGCUGAAAUAGAUAGAAUUAUUGUAGAUCCUUCUGAUGUUAGAAAUAAACGAUACCAAGCUGAUCGUACCAGGUAAGUUUUAAUUAUUUAAACUCUUUAG